Messenger RNA from Brienomyrus brachyistius, 1846 nucleotides. It is a transcript of the gene lypla1, whose product is annotated as lysophospholipase 1. The record is from RefSeq and is a predicted model, not a curated record. Gene Ontology annotation, molecular function: carboxylic ester hydrolase activity; palmitoyl-(protein) hydrolase activity. Bases 751 to 1443 code for a protein of 230 amino acids. Gene Ontology annotation, cellular component: cytoplasm. The transcript is spliced from 9 exons. NCBI's taxonomy places the organism in Eukaryota, Metazoa, Chordata, Actinopteri, Osteoglossiformes, Mormyridae. Gene Ontology annotation, biological process: protein depalmitoylation.
UAACUUAAUAAUGUAUCUGGAAAUUGUAAUAUCCAGAGACAUUAACACAUCCAGAGGGACUUUGUACAGUAGGGACGUGUUUUACAGUUUCGCUCCUGAUUGGGUCGAGUCCGCAGUGGCCUCUUCCCUUCACAGCCGUGAUGUAUAGACCCAAUUAAUUAGAUUUAAUUAGCUCACAGCAGUUCCUGGGGACGUGCGGUAUAUUCCCAUUGCAGCACGCAUACAUAGUAUGAGGCAGUCCAGAAACCCAGUAGUGCAAUCUGAGUCUUUCUGAAUUUGACCUACACAAUUCAAGGUCUAAAACAGUUCACACAUGUACUGUAUUUAAAGACCGGUUACAAACUAACUGAGAGUAUUUGGUUGGGAUUUGAUUGAUAAUCCCAUUCACCAAACGAUAGCCCGGAUUUCCACAGAGGGAAAUCAGUUAUCCAAUCGACGCGCGGUGGAGGCGGGAUUUCCUAAAAACCGUGUCAGUGGCCGAAAGCAGCUCACGUCUGGCUUGUUACGGACGCCUCAUCUUUUAUCUUAAACCUGACAGCACGAUACGGACAACACGGACGGGCAGUCGUCUGUCUGAUCCUUGCACAUUAAGCGACAAACCAGGCGUCGACAUAUGAAGGAAUCUGUCGAUCGAUGUAAAGUAACAGAGAUCGGACGUAAAAGGAAAGUGGAAUAAGGUGCCCAGGUUCCCUUCAUCAACUGUCAUAUAUCGGUAUUUCUCUUGUUGGAUGUCAGCCUCCAGCGUGUUGCAUGUGCGGUAACAACAUGUCAGCGCCGCUUCCUGCCAUCGUACCGGCCGCUCGGAAAGCCACCGCGGCGGUAAUAUUUCUCCAUGGACUUGGAGAUACUGGGCAUGGAUGGGCGGAGGCUUUUGCUGGAAUCAGGACCCCCCACGUUAAAUACAUUUGCCCCCAUGCGCCACUUAUGCCAGUCACGUUGAACAUGAAGAUGACGAUGCCUUCUUGGUUCGAUAUAAUUGGUCUUAGUCCAGAUGCCGAAGAAGAUGAAUCAGGCAUUAAACAAGCAGCAGAAAACAUAAAAUCGCUGAUAGACCAGGAAGUUAAGAAUGGCAUCCCUGCCCACCGGAUAAUCCUGGGCGGAUUCUCGCAGGGGGGGGCGCUGUCCCUCUACACGGCUCUGACGUCCCAGCAGAAGCUGGCUGGCGUGGUGGCGCUCAGCUGCUGGCUUCCUCUGCGCGGCUCCUUCCCGCAGGGUGCGACGGGCAGCGCCAACAAGGACACGCAGAUCCUACAGUGCCACGGAGAGGCUGACAUGCUGGUGCCCCUCGUCUUUGGCUGUCUGACCGUGGAGAAGCUGAAGAGCUUUCUCAACCCGGCCAACGUGCACUUUAGAACCUACCCAGGAAUGCAGCAUGGGUCCUGCCCGCAGGAGAUGAUGGACAUCAAGCAGUUCAUCGAGAAACAGCUCCCUCCGAUCAGCUGAUCUCACGACGUCGGCCUUCGAACGCACACCAGCACAAACUCGGGCUGAAAGCUGAGUCCUCUGUAAGCUCUUAGGUCCGUCGCGUCGCUAAGACAAGCUAACGUCGCUGAACGGUAGACACACCACCAACCCCACAACAGAGUCUUAGCCCAGGAGACGCUGUGGGAUUGAGCAUCCAGCUUAGUCCUUUAUGAAACUUCCACGGUUACAGCGAGAGCGACGGGGACCCAGAACUUCAGCACCUACAUGGCUAGUGUUGUGUUCUAACUCUUGUGGAAAUAGCUGUUUAUCACGAAAAAGCCAUUUCCUCUUGGUAAAGAUGCGUUUGGAUGUGUAAUGAAAUCCAUUGUGGAAAUGCUACUUAUUUGAAUUAAAUGGAUUUACAAUAAAUUAUGCUAUAAGA